This is a messenger RNA of Microstroma glucosiphilum, 651 nucleotides long. RefSeq names its product V-type ATPase. Gene Ontology annotation, cellular component: proton-transporting V-type ATPase, V0 domain. Lineage: Eukaryota; Fungi; Basidiomycota; Exobasidiomycetes; Microstromatales; Microstromataceae. The record is from RefSeq and is a predicted model, not a curated record. The coding region runs from base 1 to 651 and encodes 216 amino acids. Gene Ontology annotation, molecular function: proton-transporting ATPase activity, rotational mechanism. The transcript has 3 exons. Gene Ontology annotation, biological process: proton transmembrane transport.
AUGGCAUCCGCACUCGCCUCGACCGAGAUCAACCCCUUGUGCCCCGUGUACGCACCCUUCUUCGGUGCCAUGGGUACCACAGCGGCCAUCGUCUUCACUUGUCUCGGAGCCUCUUACGGUACCGCCAAGUCCGGUGUCGGAAUCUCCGCAAUGGGUGUCCUCAGGCCCGACCUGCUCAUCAAGUGUAUCGUUCCCGUCGUCAUGGCUGGUAUCAUUGCCAUCUACGGAUUGGUCGUGUCGGUGCUGAUCUCUGGUGACAUCAAGUCCCCCAUGACCCUCUACGCCGGUUUCAUUCAGCUCGGCGCCGGUCUCUCCGUCGGUCUCUCUGGUCUCGCCGCCGGAUUCGCAAUUGGUGUCGUGGGAGAUGCUGGUGUGCGAGGAACCGCACAACAGCCAAGGCUCUUCAUCGGAAUGAUCCUCAUUCUCAUUUUCGCCGAGGUGCUGGGUCUGUACGGUCUGAUCGUGGCCCUGAUCUUGAACACUCGUAGUCAAGACGCUCCUUCUGUGAGUACAGGCGGUGGCACUGGAGUGAUCCGAGAGACGCCGCAUACUCACCUAUCCCUCUCCUCACGUCUUCCUUCUGCAGUGCUAAAUCGAGCUUUCUCCCCCAUUUGGUACGGCUACGUGGCUAGAGCGGAGUCAUUUGCCUAG